Mollisia scopiformis is the source of this 786-nucleotide messenger RNA. RefSeq lists its product as uncharacterized. The transcript is spliced from 3 exons. The coding region runs from base 1 to 786 and encodes 261 amino acids. The record is from RefSeq and is a predicted model, not a curated record. Lineage: Eukaryota; Fungi; Ascomycota; Leotiomycetes; Helotiales; Mollisiaceae.
AUGGCCACUCUUGCCUUUAAACUUUAUACCUAUAAGCCAACUGCUCCGCGCUCUAAGAGCACAGCAACCCACCGCAGACCUACCGCGGAACAGGUCAGCAUCCUUAGCAAGCUCCAGCAUAUUACGUCGAGUAGUGCAUCACUUAGCACCCCGCGGCCAGCAGCUAAUGACGAGGGCUACAGGCCCGGAAUUCAAGGCACUAGCACUGUUUUCGGCGGUAGCGACAACGCAAAUAAUAACGAAACCGACGACGACGACCGAGACCUCCCCACAAUCGAAGAAUUGCUAUUUACCAAUUUACAAGCGCAGGGCUUUACAACUGGGGAUCGAGGCCCAGACAAGAUGAGCGGAGUUGAGGAAGUAGCUACAAAUAAGCGGGAUGAUCCAAUUAUCCUCCUGUGCGAUAGCAACUCGAGUGCCUCCGAAGCUGAAGCCAAUGACGUUAGUCUUCGCGCUAAAAGUGCAAUAGCACCAGGCGCUGGACUUUUCGAUAGCCUAGAGCUAGCCAUCGACUCGACGACUCCGGCCCCUCCUCGCAGUUCCGAUAGGUGGCACGAUAUUAAAGACUUCCUCGAGCCGGCUCCACGCUUACGGCUUGCGAAACAAGGAGCUUCAACGCCAGACUCUCUGCCUCCUCAUACCCCUUCUUCGCGCCUCUCGAGCGAGCCAUUAAACGAUAGCAUUAGUCUAGAAGGAUUGCGCCGCGCUAGAUCCGAGACUACGACCUCCUCUUCGAGCCCGCCUCCACACUAUGCUAGAGCAUCGCCAUACACCCAAUUCAGUUAA